AGCAUAGCCGCCGAUCCGAGCGCAGUCUGUGCACGUAGUCGUCGUGUCUCGUCGUCGCCGCCGCCGCCGCUGCCGCCGCCGCCGCGUCCUUUGACACGCUUGUAUAACCGCGAGGCGCGAUAAACAUCGGCUUUCCUCAGAAUUCGAGCACAGUCGGCUCGAGGAGGCGAAGCAGCUACUCGGGGACGCGAACUAGCCAGGACUCCCGAGCUCGAGAAGAAGGCAUUUUUCAGCCCAAAAGACAGUGCAUAUAGCGCCAGCUCUCGAGAGCCGCGGAGACGCACGAUGCCAAGUGUCGUCGGCGGCGCGGGUCCAGGAGCCGCAGAAGACGCACCAGCAGUCGCAUCUGCCUCUGCGUUGGGCAUUUAGCGGCCGCACCAGCUGCGACUUCCAACCUCGUACUUUCGACAGCCUCAUCCUUCAGCCUGCUGAGCGGAGAGACGGAUAGAGUCUAGCUGGACACAGUGACGAGAGUGCAGAAGAAUACCUACACCUAGUAGCUCAUAUAUCUACGCAACGCGCGUUUCUGCGAACGCGACUUUUUUGCGGUGGAGGCAUACUAGUAUACUACCGCUGCCCGCGGGACCAUCACCUUUAGACGGCAAGUGUCAAGACACACGCAGCAACUACAACUUCGCCUCGGCCUUAUGCCUGUCCUCAGAGUUUGGAAGGUAUUUUAAAGCCGUAACCAACUAGUUUUAUAUACUUGACAUUUGUGAUCGCUUGUGACUGACAAGAUGUCGGAAAUAGUCUACCCACAAGGGUGUAGGCCCGUUACAGAUGAUCUUGGUCCUGAUGAGCUCAUUAGAAGGCUCAAGACACUUGCACAUACUCUGCAAGCAAUGGGCCAAGAUGAGGGAAUGUAUCAGCAAUAUAUUCCUUUGGCAUUACAUUUAGCAGAAGAUUGUUUCUUACAACAUCAGAGCAAAGACGUGCAAUUGCUGAUUGCAUGCUGCAUAGCUGAUGUUCUACGAGUAUAUGCUCCAGAGGCUCCUUAUAAGGAUGCUGACCAAGUUAAAACUAUUUUCUUCUUCUUAAUCAAACAAUUGGCUGGUCUGAAAGAUCCCAAAGAUCCAGCUUUCAAAAGAUAUUUUUAUCUACUUGAAAACUUGGCUUAUGUUAAGUCUUUCAACAUGUGUUUUGAACUUGAGGAUUGUCAAGAAAUAUUUUGUGCUCUAUUCUCAUUGAUGUUUAAAAUUGUCAAUGAUGAACACUCUAGCAAAGUUAAAAGUUUUAUGCUGGAUGUGUUGUGCCCACUUAUUACUGAAUCUGACAUUGUCAGUAAUGAACUUUUGGAUAUCAUCCUAAUCAACAUUGUUGAGCCAAAUAAGACUCAAAGGAAAAACGCUUAUGCCCUUGCUAAGGAACUUGUAGUAAAGUGUAGUGAUACUUUAGAAGGAUACAUUCAAGGGUUCUUCAAUAUCGUGCUUAUAUUGGGAAAAAUGGAAAAGAACUUGCAAAUCUGCAGUAAAGUAUAUGAUUUGAUUUACGAAUUGAAUCAUAUUUGCCCAAGCGUUCUGAUAUCCGUCCUUCCGCAACUUGAAUGCAAACUGAAAUCUCCGAACGAAGUAGAGCGUCUCGGAGCUGUGGCUCUGCUAGCUCGGAUGUUCUCCGAGAAAGGUUCUCAACUCGCAGUACAAAACCAGCAGCUUUGGCGAGCUUUUCUUGGACGAUUCAACGAUAUCAGCGUGUCGAUACGUACUAAGUGCGUGCAGUAUUCUAUGCACUUUUUGCUAAAUCAUCCCGAACUUAGGAAAGACAUCACUGAUACACUAAAGAUGAGGCAGCAUGACGCAGAUGAGAACGUAAGGUACGAGGUUGUAAUGGCAAUUGUGACAACAGCACGUAAGGAUUUCGAAGUAGUGUCGGACAGUGAGGAUUUGCUGGAAUUUGUGAAAGAGCGAACGUUGGACAAGAAGUUCAAGAUCAGAAAAGAAGCGAUGUCAGGUCUCGCGAUGAUCUAUAAAAAACAUUUGAACGAUGCAGAUGUGCCGCAAGCAACGAAAAAGGCUGUGACUUGGAUCAAGGACAAGAUCCUGCAUGGUUACUACAUGUCGGGAAUGGAAGACAGGUUGCUGGUGGAGAGACUGCUAAACACGUGCCUAGUGCCUUAUCAAUCACCUGCAGAAGAUAGGAUGAAGAAAUUGUAUCACUUGCUGGGUACGAUAGAUGACUAUGCAUCUAAAGCUUUUGUUGAGCUUCAGAAGCAUCAAUUAGCUGUAAGGAGAUCCGUUUCGGAGUGGAUUGAAAUAAUCAAAAGAACAGAAUCGGCAGCAGCUCCCGAAUUAGCGGCAAAGGUUUUGCAAAUUUCUCGUUUCUUGCCCGAUCCUAUGAAGGUGCAGGAAUUUCUUCAAAAAUUUAGUGCGCACCUGAAAAAGGAUCCAGCACUUAUGCAAGGCAUGGAAACGAUAUUACAGCCGAAAGUAUCGUGUAAGGAUUGUGCUGAGGCUAUCAGUGCUGUACUCAAAAAGUUGGGUCAACCUGUCAUGACCAAUCUUUACUAUAAUACUAUAAAAAUGCUUCUAGAGAGAGUUAGUUCAGUCAUGAUUGAUGAAGAAGCUAUUAGAGUGUUGAUAGGAUAUGUAUUGGAUUGCUUAAAAGGCGGAAACGUAAUUGAAGAAGUUGGUUUAAAUCCAAAUAAUGCUGGUGAAAAAGGACUAAGAUUAUUACUGAUGCUGUCUUUCGUGUUUGCACCACAUUUUUUACACGACGAUAUUUUACUCCAGCUUGUCCAACUGUUGGAGUUGGAUGAUGAAAUGGUCGCACCUCUCGUUCUUUCAAUAUUUACAUUCUUAGGAAAGUACAGACCGCUCUGUGACGUCUCAUCAGAGAUCAUGGAUCAGCUAGUGCCGAUAUGCAAAAAUUUUGCUGAGUGUGGAACACCAAAACAGGCUAAACAAGCCAUUCGGUGUUUAUUCAUUAAUAUGACUAAUAGUCAUGAUACUAUUUUCCCGGAAAUCAUUGACAAAAUAAAAAAUUCACUCACGCCCACCUCUGAGUAUUAUCGCACGGCGAUUGUCGCACUUGGACAUAUUGCAUACAAUUUACCUGAAAAAUAUCAUGUUCAAAUUAAAAACAUGGUUUCUCGAAAAAUUGUUAAAGAACUUCUAGUGAAAGAAAGUAGUGAACAACAAAGCGAAAAUGACGCGGAAUGGUGCAGAGAAGAAGAAUUGCCUGAUGAAACUCGCUGCAGGCUAGAAGGAUUAAAAUGCAUGGCUCGAUGGCUUUUGGGUCUCAAAAACGACACCCUCUCUGCGCAGAAAACAUUUAGAAUGCUUAAUGCAUUCAUAGUGAAUAAAGGAGACUUAUUACAGCAAGGUCGUCUUAGCAAAGCAGAAAUGAGUUGGCUCCGUCUUCAAGCGGGAUGUUCCAUGCUCAAAAUCUGUGAACAAAAAGGCGUUGGUGAUCAGUUUACAGCAGAACAAUUUUACAAUUUGUCUCAGCUCAUGGUGGACGAGGUUUAUCAAGUUAGAGAAGCCUUCAGUAAUAAACUACACAAAGGUCUUGGUAGAGGAAUACCGCAUAAAUGUUUACCACUAGAUUUUAUGGGGUAUUAUGCUUUAGCUGGUAAGGAGCAGAACAAAAAAUUGAAACAGGUUAUGAAAACUUAUAUGCAAACUGAUAUCAACAAAAGAAGAGAUUACCUUAAAACAAUGUCCAUGACAGUUGUGGAACGUGCUAUGGGCCAAGGUAAAAUUGAAAGUAAACUUCCUCACAUUUUACCAGACUACAUGCUAGUGUUUGCGGUACCUAUUCUCGCACACGAUCCUGAAUUUACGAGUCAUACGUCAAUUAGCCACUUAAAAGUCAUACAACAAUGUCUGUGGUUCAUUUUGGAACCUUUAAUAACCAAAAACGAGUACUAUUGCUAUGGAUUUUAUAAAAAUCUUAUAGAACGAAUGAAAAAUCACAAAGACGCCUGGAAACCUGAUGACGAGGAGAUGAAUUAUAAAUUGUGGGCAGUUUGUGACAUGGCAAUGAAUGUUGUUUUUACAAAAACGACAAACUUCGACAUGAAGGAAUUUCCAAGUGACACACGGAUACCAACGAUGUAUUUUAAAAGAACGGAAGAAAUAUUCUCUAACACAAAGAACUAUCUACCCGCUGAGCUACAAAUCAACAUGAACAAUCCAAAAGGAAAGGGAGCACCUAUGAAUUCACUGACAAACGAGAGGCCUACAAGGAAAACGAAGGCAAAACAAAAAGAAAUGGGCAUUGGGCCAAACGAAACAGAUGCAAGGCUGCAUGUUGGCGCAAUGGAAUGUAUUGAUGCUCAGCCUGCAGAAGCAUCCGAAACUAGAAUUCACCUUCCAGGCUUAGUCGAAGAAAGUGAAGAACCACCAGAAAAGAAACAAUGUAAGGAAUCGGAAAAAAUGAGUAAAUAAGUGUGUAAAUGAACUGUUUACAAUAAACAAAGGAAAAGUUACAAAGUGAAAGAAAAUAUCGAAGAAGAAGGUGUGAUAACUCUAUUAUAUGAACAUUACGUGAACAUUUUGCUCACUAGAAACAGAUUAUUUUGAUUAUGUACAAGAGUUGGUAAUAUACCCGAGUCGUUCGCGCAUUUCUAGAUGAAGAGAAAAAGAAAAAACCUUAGUAUGUAAUAUUACAAUGAAAUGAUGACGUGAACUAACCGAUGCAAGUUGAAGUACUUUGAUGGCAGGUAGUAGAUCAAUGUGGCUGCCAAAUAUCUGAACUCUUAUGAGAUUAAAUGGCGCUUCGUAAUAUCUGUAUAAAAAGCACUCGACAUUAAAUUAUCUUUCAUGGACCCCUGGUGACCGAUUCGCGUCGAAUCGUAUACCAAGUUUAUUAAUAAAACUCAGCAACCCUGGUUAGAAAAUUGUAUUUAUUAGAACUAGAAACAAUUAAAAACAAUAGAUUAAAUUAUUUUCGAUGUAAGUGGUGAUUGAUUACUGCGAUUAAUGAAUUUUAAUUUAUAUUUGUAUAUUACUAAUUUAAUGAUUCAUUAAUCGCAGAUGGCAAACAAAAUAAUUUACGAUAGUGAAAAAAUUUAACUAUAGCGUCGAAAAAUUAGCAGUACAAUAGUUAAGGAUGAUUGAAUCCUAAUACAUAUAAUUUACUUCAUAAAAUAGAAACAUAAUAUCAGUAAUAGGAUGCAAUUAUUCUGAAUCGUUUGCAUCUUUAGUAAUUGUAAUUUAUUUUGUUUAAUCAUCAAAAAAUCGUCAUGCACUAAACUCUACAGAAAAGCGUUUAACGAUAUUUAAAUUGUUUUUAAUUCUAAUUUCUAGCCAGGGUGUGACAUACAAUUCAAGUUUUUGUACAAGUAAGCCUGUUUUUCCAAUGUUCAUCUGACAUUCCUUGUGUCGUUCAGUCUUAAUUUAUAUAAGAGUAAUAAAAUUUAAAAUGAAUUUCUUUGAAGCAUAUAUAAUUGUAAUCCCAAGCCUUUUUCUCUUAAAAUCAGUAUUUAUUUAUAAAAAUAAAUAAAUUAUUUUCACCUUGUAAAAUCUCGUGAGGAGAACUACAAAAAUGUUGACGAUUAAGUUUGUGCUAUUUGUCCAGUUAUUUUUGCUGGGGUGUAUAAUAAAUUUACGUCAUAUUUUUAAGAGAGAUAACUAGUGGAAUGGCACAAAGAUAUCAGAUGUUUUAGGCUCAUAAUACUGUAUAUUUAGAGGUCAUAUAAAAAAUCGCUUUAUUUUUUGGCAAUCUAAAGUUGAUUGUUUCUAAAACUUUUUUAUAAACAUUGAUUAUUACAAUUAAUGGAAAGUAAUCUAAGCAGCGUAAUACUUUUUUCAUAAAGAGGCGUUUAUUUUCAUUUAAAUAAUUAUAUUUCAUGUUAAUAUAAAUAAAAAAGUUCAACUUGGCUAUCGAACGGCAUACUAUGACUCUAUCCGUUGAUUGUCUGUUAUGUUAUAUAAAAAGAUUAUUUAAAAAUUCUAAAUUAUAUACUAGAAAAAAACCUAUUUGGAAGUUAAGCGUUUGGAAUUAAUUAAUUAAUCGAACGACAAAUGAUUUUUAAUAUUAAUAUAUAAUUAUUAUUCCCGCUGCGCGAAGUUAUUCUUGCCGUUCGAUUGCCGAUUUAGAAGUAUUAUUAUUAAAUAGUCGUAUACCGUCGUUGUGUUUAUUCCAAAAUAGUUUUCAGUUCAUUGUUCUCCAUCGUCUCAUUUUAUUUUAAUAAAAAUAAUUAUUAAUUUGAUUUUUAUUUACCAGUGAGUACUCAUCCAAUAUUCACUAUUUAUAAAUGGUAAUAUGCUAAAAGAAAAAAAUGAAUUUGAUUGCUGCUUUGGAUUAAUUUAAAUAUUUUUGUGCUGGCCUAGUUCUUAUACAUUUUUUUUGUGGUAUCAAUAUAAUUAUAAUUACUAUUAUUAUUAAUAUUAUUAUUAUAUCGUGUGUUCGAGUAUAUGAAGGAUUUGUAAAAGGUGCGAGAGCUCUAUGAGUGAAAUUGUUGCGAAUGAUGACGAUUGGUUAAAAUUAUAGUAUAUAAAUAUAAUUAUAAUAAUGACAAGAAAAAAA
Molecule: messenger RNA, 6468 nt
Organism: Nasonia vitripennis (jewel wasp)
Lineage: Eukaryota; Metazoa; Arthropoda; Insecta; Hymenoptera; Pteromalidae
Gene: pds5
Product: androgen-induced inhibitor of proliferation-like protein
Exons: 16
Coding region: 738-4385 (1215 amino acids)
Biological process (GO): DNA repair; mitotic sister chromatid cohesion
Cellular component (GO): nucleus; chromatin
Source: RefSeq, a predicted model, not a curated record